This is a messenger RNA of Triticum aestivum (bread wheat), 941 nucleotides long. RefSeq names its product probable small nuclear ribonucleoprotein F. The transcript has 7 exons. The record is from RefSeq and is a predicted model, not a curated record. Gene Ontology annotation, molecular function: RNA binding. NCBI's taxonomy places the organism in Eukaryota, Viridiplantae, Streptophyta, Magnoliopsida, Poales, Poaceae. The coding region runs from base 326 to 691 and encodes 121 amino acids. Gene Ontology annotation, cellular component: U1 snRNP; catalytic step 2 spliceosome; pICln-Sm protein complex. Gene Ontology annotation, biological process: mRNA splicing, via spliceosome; spliceosomal snRNP assembly.
AAGACAUCAAAAGGCCCAUGAACCUCCCUUGUCAGUAGCCGGCGCUUUCUCAGACGGGCACGCCUGCCGCUGCUCCGCCCUCCCACCUCCACCGACGGCGACCUCGCUUCUCUACGGCCGGCUGCCAACCCAACCGCCGUCUCUACCAGAUAGGCCGCCACCGCAUCCUCCUAGCCACCCCCCUUAAGCAUCAGCAGAUCUACGGCGACCGGUCAAACCAACCUAGCGGCCCUCCCAAGCCAUGAUUGGAGAAGUCGGUUGAUUGCAGGCUGGACAAGUUGGUUGAUAUUUUACUCCGAAUCUUCUCCAAAACCCUAGCCUUUUCAUGGACUAUACAUUUACCGCCGACGGUCACAUUUACUAUUCACUUCCAUGUGUUCGUGUCCAUGCAGCAGAGGUUGUAAUGUACCCAACACCACUGCUAGCCACUAAAGCCACUGUACCAGUUAACCCGAAGCCUUUCCUGAACAACCUGACAGGGAAGUCUGUUAUUGUCAAACUGAAGUGGGGUAUGGAGUACAAAGGGUACCUUGUUUCUGUGGACUCUUACAUGAAUCUGCAGCUUGCUGAUACAGAGGAGUAUAUUGAUGGACAAUUCUCUGGAAACCUUGGAGAUAUACUGAUAAGGUGCAACAAUGUUAUGUAUAUGCGUGGCGUUCCAGAGGAUACCGAGAUAGAGGAUGCAGUGUGAGAAGACAUGGACCGCUGUCACGCGUAGAUAUCUGACAUGAACGUGCCAAUCUAGCCCCGUUUCAGAUGUUGUCUCCAUUGAUGCAGGAUGUACGAUUUACCUGCUCCCAUGCUAUCUACAUGUUUGGUUGUACUGGUGAUCAGAUUUUUCAGUUUUCAAUCGUCUGGAUGGUGCUAUCGUCCUUGCUGAGUGUUAGAAGUACUGAAUUUCUUGAGCAAUUCUAUUUUGGCGUGCCUGGUUUUGGAAACUA